CAAAGUCCGUGUUUUAUUCGCUGAAAGUUGACUUUAAGCAGCUGACUGAGUGGUCAUGUGACUAAAGAGGAAGCGGGCGAGAUGAGCGCAGUGUACGGAGGAGUGGAGGGUGGUGGGACACACUCUAAAGCAGUACUGGUAUCUGCUGAGGGAAAAAUCCUCGCUGAGACAGAUGGACCAUGUACCAAUCACUGGUUGGUUGGUGUUGAUAAUUGUAUUAAUGGUAUCAAUGACAUGGUCCAGAGUGCUAAAAUCAAGGCAGGGCUGGACCCGGACACACCAGUCUGUUCAUUGGGUAUGUCUUUGAGUGGUGGAGAGCAGAAAGCUGCUAUCCAGAAGCUAAUUGAUGACAUGAGUGAGCGAUACCCCAAGCUGAGUCAAAGUUAUUUUAUUACCACCGAUGCCAUUGGUGCUAUAGCAACUGCCAGUGACUAUGGAGGUAUAGUGGUGAUAUCAGGCACUGGUUCGAACUGUAAACUGGUGAAUCCAGAUGGCACACAGGUUGGCUGUGGGGGGUGGGGUCACAUGAUGGGAGACGAGGGAUCAGCAUAUUGGAUUUCUCACUUGGCUAUUAAAACGGUUUUUGAUGCCAGAGAUAACCUUGUCACAUCCCCUCAUGAUAUCACCUAUGUUAAGAAGGCCAUGGAAGAAUAUUUCCAGGUGUCGGAUUUGAUGGGAAUGCUUCCUCAUUUGUACAGAAACUUUCAGAAGUCACAUUUUGCAGGGUUCUGUAGGAAACUAGCUGAAGGUGGAAAUGCUGGUGAUGCUUUGUGCCAACACGUGUUCACAGAAGCUGGAAAAGCCCUUGCACGGCACAUUGUAGCUGUCCUUCCCAAAGUACAUCAGGAUCUCUUUUCUGGUGAGCUUGGCUUGCCGGUUCUGUGUGUCGGUUCUGUGUGGCGCAGCUGGGAACUGAUGAAAUCUGGUUUCACUCAGGUCCUCUCAGAGGCUCAGGCUCAUGGUUACAGUCAAUUCUGUAAGUAUAGCCUGCUGACUCUUCGUCAGUCUUCCGCUCUGGGUGGCGCCAAAAUGGGGGCACAGAAUGCAGGGGCCAGCCUCCCUCUGGACUACUCGGCCAACGCCAAUGUGUUUUUCAGCCAUAUGUUUAAUCAGUGAAUCAGAAGAAACAGACCUUUUAGAUGCCACUAAAGAACUGAAUUGGGAACUUCCUGUUUUUAAACUGAUUUUUCCUCUUGGUGGGGCUGUUUCUCAAACACACACACACACAAAAAAUAAAAAAUCCAAUCAUGGAAUUGAAUUUUUUAAUAAACAUUGCAAAAACACUG
Labeo rohita (rohu) is the source of this 1286-nucleotide messenger RNA. It is a transcript of the gene nagk, whose product is annotated as N-acetylglucosamine kinase. Gene Ontology annotation, molecular function: N-acetylglucosamine kinase activity. The coding region runs from base 82 to 1116 and encodes 344 amino acids. The transcript is spliced from 10 exons. Lineage: Eukaryota; Metazoa; Chordata; Actinopteri; Cypriniformes; Cyprinidae. The record is from RefSeq and is a predicted model, not a curated record.